AUGGUUCAUCGGUCAACUUUAUAUCGUCGUCGGAAAAGACUUCAGCAAGUUCUAUGUAUUGAUACAAAUGAGAGAUCAGGUUCUCAAAAUAAUGUGCAACAACAUGUGCUUACUACAAAUUCAUUAUCUUCAUCAGGAUUAAAUAGUUCAAGUAAAAAUGAUGAUGAAAAUGAAUGGUUCAACAUGGAUGAAGAAGAUAUCAAUUAUAAUUCUAGUGAUACAUUUAAACUUGAUGAAUUUGUUUCAAGCAAAUUAACUGCUACACCUAAGGAAAAAGAGAUUGCAGCGGCUUUGAUUCUACUAAAAGGACGUCAUAAACUUUCCAAUACUUGUAUUAAACAUAUAUGUUAUCUUUUACGUUCAUUAAAAGUACCUAAUGUACCAAAAAGUUAUUCUCGAAUUUUUCGUAUUUUUCAUCAUGAAACCGAAUCAAAGGAAAAAUCAACUAUGAUGAAUAUUUGCAAUGAGUGCAAUAAAACUUGCACAAAUGCUAUUAAAUGUGAUAAUAUUGUAUGUAGUCAACAUAAAUGUUUUGAAAAUGCUCCUUUACAGUUUUUAUAUAUGCCUAUAUUACCUCAAAUUCGAAAUAUUCUUGCUCGUACAGAACAUUUAAAUUUUGAACGUCAAGAUCAAUCUAUAUACUCAACCAAUAAUAUGAAAGAUAUUACUGAUGCAGCAGCAUAUGAUCGAAUCUUAUCACAACAAUCACGAACAAAAUUUAUCUCAUUACUCAUGAAUAUUGAUGGUGUUCGGAUAGCUAAAAGCUCGAACACAUCCAUAUGGAUUGUUAGUUUUGUUAUUAAUGAAUUAAAACGAAAUGAAAGAUUCCAAAUGAAAAAUGUCAUAACUGCUGGUGUAUCAUAUGGUAAAAAUAAACCAUCACGAGAUCAAAUGUAUAUUAUGCUUACUCCGAUUGUACAAGAACUACAGCAGUUAGAAUAUGGAAGAUAUUUUAAUUUAAAAGCAUUGAAUAAUAAUCUUGAACCACUUCGAAUUUUCUUAUUAGCAGCUUGUUUAGACAAACCAGCUCAAGCCAUCGUUCAAAACUUGGGUGAACCAAUUGGUGCAUAUGGAUGUGGUAGAUGUGAAUUGGUCGGUGAAACAGUUUAUACUGACGUUGAGUCAAACCACAAGAUUCGAGUAUUUCCAUUAUUACCGAAAAGACAAACUCAACCUCGUCUUCGAUCAAACUUUACACAUGAUGAAAUUAUUAAUAUCGAUGAAAAUGAUAAACCUGCUGAUGAAGAUGAAUUACGUGAUAUGAUGCGAGGUCAUGUUGGACCAUGUGUACUAAGACCUCUUAAAUAUUUUGAUGUUGGGCAUAGUUUUUUGUCAGAUACAUUACAUAACGUGUAUCACGGUGUUAUGAAACGAUUAUUACAUUUGUGGUUCGAUCGGAAAUAUCGUAAACAACCAUGGUCUCAGUACCAAAAGAUAAAACAAGUGGAUGAAUACUUGUCGAACUAUAGAUAUCCUUCGAAUAUAACAAGAAGGCCACGGUCAAUUAUUAAAUUUCAUUUGUUCAAAGGUAACGAGUAUAGAUCUUUAUUACUAUUUGGUUUUAUGGCAUUCAAAUCUUGUUUAUCUACAAUAUAUUAUAAUCAUUUUUUACUUCUUGUUAUUGGUACUCAUCUGAUCGAAUCACGUUCAAUCAAUCAAAAACAAGUUGAAUUAAUUCAAGUAUUAUAUGAAAAAUUUCUUCGUUUAUUUUCUGUUUUGUAUACAUCACGACAUAAUGUACAAUCUGUGCACAGUCUUCAUCAUUUUUCUGCUAGUGUGAAAGAAUGUGGUUCAAGUAGUAAUUAUAGUACUUUUAAUUUUGAAAGUUUUUUAGGAAUAUUAACAGGUUCAAUUCAUGCAACUCGACGCUAUGGUACUGAAAUUGAAAACAAUAUUCGAGUACUUCGUGAAGCAUGCAUUACAUUUGAUCAACCUGGUUUCAAUUUAUCUUUGCAUAAAUUUUUGAACAACAUGCAAAGAACUAAACGAACGAUUAUAUUUGAUUCUCGAUCAGAAACUGUUAAACAUCAUGUACGUGUUCAUACUCGUGAUACUGAUUCUAUUGCUUUAAAACAUAUACAACAAUCAAUAAAUAAUAAUAAAAUUGAUUUGUUCAAAACUUGUCAUAUUGGUUCCAAUCGAUUUACUACAUUAUCUGAUAAUAAAACAUCUACUUUUACUGAUUCUUGUAUUUUAUUUACUAUUAAUGACACAUUACGAUUAGGUUUUAUACGUCAUAUUAUUCGUGUUAAUUGUAUUAAACAAUGUUCGUACUUAUGUCAAGUUCAGUUAGUCACUAUUGACUCAUAUCUUGAUAUAAAUAUAAAUGGAGAUGUUGUACCUUGCAAAAACGUUCUUUUUGGUAAUCUGGAUCCGCUCAACUCAUAUGUGUAUAUAAAAUUUGAAGAAAUUAUUGAAAAGAUUAUUCAUGUUUUUGAUAAACAAUCAAAACGAUUUAUAUUUUUUCGAUUUCCCAAUUUAGUUGAAUCUUCAUGA
Messenger RNA from Rotaria sp. Silwood1, 2496 nucleotides. NCBI's taxonomy places the organism in Eukaryota, Metazoa, Rotifera, Eurotatoria, Philodinida, Philodinidae. The record is from the annotation of a GenBank genome assembly.